ACAAUGGCUCGUAUCGCAUAAGAAUAGUCGAUUCGAUUUCGAUCUAAGCAAAAUUGUCGAUCGAAAUCGAAAUCGAAUCGAAAUACCUAUCGUAUACGGGUUUACGAUUAUGAUCGAGUAAAUCUGCUCGAUCGAUUGGUCGAGUAGUUUGUGUUCUGUCAAAUCAUUCGAUUGUUUACAUUUGUGAGCGCGGUGAACAAACGUGUCGCGAUACAUAUCUUACCACCAAUAUUUACUAUAAAAGUGAAAAAAUGAUUGCUUCCUUCUUGCUUUUCGAUAAUUACACCACUGAAACGGAAGAUCUCGCUAAAUAUCGUAGAAAACUAAGGAAGGAAUUGGAUCCUUUAGCGCUAGAAGAUACUGCUUUUAGGAAAAAUUUCCGAAUUUCUAAGGAAAUAUUUUUGGAUAUACUGGAAAAAAUUGCUCCGUUCAUCACUCCAAAGCACAAUCGAGGGUUAUCAGCGAAGCAAAAAUUAGCAGCAACAUUAAAAUUCUUGGCCCAAGGAUCCUAUCAACAAGGUGUAGGAAAUGAUUUCACCGUACCAAUGGGUCAAUCAACUUUUUCAGAAAUAUUUGACGAAACAGUGCGUGUUAUGGAACGUGAGCUCAAAGAGUGCAUAACGUUGGAGAUGACGGAACUGGAAAAGCAGGAGGCACGCAGAUUCUUCUAUAGCAAAUCUGGCAUCCCGGGUGUGGUUAUGGCAGCGGAUGGAACCCAUAUAAGGAUGGUAGCCCCAAACGAAAAUGCUGUGCUGUAUUUCAAUAGAAAAGGCUUUUACAGCUUAAAUGCACUUUUGAUAUGCGAUCAUCGUAACCUAAUACGCUAUGUUAAUGCGAAAUACAGCGGGUCGAAUCAUGAUGCGUUCAUUUUUGAAGAAAGUCCAGCAAACUUGUUCUUUGAAGAAAGAUGGAGGGAAGGGGACAGGCAGUGCAAGAUUUUAGGUAGGUUGAACGUUUAACAUAAUUGAAUAUAUCUAAAUGCUCCUUUAAACGAAUCAUUUUAGGUGAUUCCGCAUACCCAUCAAAACCAUGGCUCUUGCGACCUUUUGCCAAUUCCCAGCCCAAUAGUGUGGAAGCUGAAUAUAACUUCAAGCAUGCUAAAGCACGAGUCAUAAUUGAAAAAACUAUUGGUAUGCUGAAAGGGAGAUUUAGGUGCAUAAAUGGAGAAAGACAAUUGCACUACACUCCCACAAAAUGCGUUCGAAUUGUAAAUGUUUGUUGUGCUUUACACAACCUGUGUAUUAUUAACAGAAUAACUG
Messenger RNA from Anopheles funestus (African malaria mosquito), 1259 nucleotides. RefSeq names its product putative nuclease HARBI1. The transcript is spliced from 3 exons. NCBI's taxonomy places the organism in Eukaryota, Metazoa, Arthropoda, Insecta, Diptera, Culicidae. The coding region runs from base 252 to 959 and encodes 235 amino acids. The record is from RefSeq and is a predicted model, not a curated record.